Aspergillus bombycis is the source of this 555-nucleotide messenger RNA. RefSeq lists its product as uncharacterized. The record is from RefSeq and is a predicted model, not a curated record. Lineage: Eukaryota; Fungi; Ascomycota; Eurotiomycetes; Eurotiales; Aspergillaceae. The transcript has a single exon. Bases 1 to 555 code for a protein of 184 amino acids.
AUGGACGAGGACCCAGAAACCACCAUCCCAAAACUCACCUCCCAACUAACCACCACCCCCAAAGCCUUCCCAACCUGCUGCCUCUCCAUCUCCAACCCCCUCCUUGAGACCCUCACAAGCCUCCUCCCCAAGAAACCAAACUACACCGUCUCAAUCGGUAGCGGCAGCGGCCUCCUCGAAGCCCUCCUAACGCACACCAACGCCUCCCUUCAAAUCGAAGGCGUCGAGGUAAACCCCACCGUGAACCGCUACAUCGCCGAGCAAGACAUGCACAUCGUCGCGGGCACCUGGGAUCUGCUGUCCUCGCGCGUGCCCGGCGCAAAGGCGUGGAUGUUUGUCUACCCGCGGGAGCCGAAGUUGGUGGACAAGUAUAUUGAGGCUUUUGGGGAGGGGGCGGUGGAGGUGAUUUUGUGGUUGGGGCCGAGGGCGGAUUGGGGGGAUUAUGUGGGGUGCUUUGAUGGGAGGGGGUUUGGGGUUGAGAGGGUUGUUGGUGUUGAAGGGGGGUUGGAGGGAUUUGAGAUGCUGGGGGUUAUUAGGCGGGUGGGUUCUGUUUAG